Molecule: messenger RNA, 2739 nt
Organism: Cyphomyrmex costatus
Lineage: Eukaryota; Metazoa; Arthropoda; Insecta; Hymenoptera; Formicidae
Product: long-chain-fatty-acid--CoA ligase 1
Exons: 9
Coding region: 384-2420 (678 amino acids)
Biological process (GO): fatty acid metabolic process
Cellular component (GO): endoplasmic reticulum; membrane
Molecular function (GO): long-chain fatty acid-CoA ligase activity
Source: RefSeq, a predicted model, not a curated record
GCAGCGCCCGUCCGGCCGCCCGGCCCGGCAUCGAUUCGCGCCGUCCUCGCCGUGCGCCGCGGUGCGCGAGGUGACGUCAUGGCGCCGCGUUUACGGCAGUGAGGGCGAACCGCAUUCCGCGUCGCAUCCGUGCGUGCGAGCGAUCCACGGUGGUGAAAAGGAAAAGGCAGCUGUCAUGCCGUGGCCCUGACCUAAGCCACCACUUCCGGCCAUCCCCUUUGGUGCGUGCCAUAUCCUUCGCGCGGAAUCCGCGCCGCCCCGCCGUCGUAAUACAUCCUCUACGGGACACGCUCGGCCGACGAGGAGCGAGGAUCCCGCCGCGCGCCGCGCCGUCUCCUCGCGUGGAAAAUCUCAGCGGGCCUGAUUCUGCCUCUCCCCACGCCAUGUUACAGUCCCAGUUCGAGGACUACCUGCCGUAUCUGGGUGGCGCGGCAGGUGCUCUCUUCGUCACCGGGGUGGCUUACUGGGCUUCCAGACCGACGGCCGAGAAACCGCUCUUUCCGCUCGACGCUCAGGCGUUGCUGCUACCGGGCAAUGAGCACAUCCGGAUGUCCAAAUUCUGCAAGGAGGGCAAGUUCGUCACGUUUCUUUACGAGGAUGUCCGUACCCUGUACGAAGGCUUUCGUCGCGGUGCCAAGGAGUCCAAUAACGGUCCCUGUCUGGGGUGGAAAGACGGGCCGAACAAACCAUACCAAUGGCUUCAUUACAACGAGACGUUGCUCAGGGCGAAGAAUUUUGGUUCCGGCCUAGUGUCCCUGGGGCUGACCCCUGGUCAGCAAACCUUAGUAGGCCUGUACAGUCAGAACUGUCCCGAGUGGAUUCUCACCGAGCAGGCAUGCUAUUCGUACUCGCUCGUAGUGGUGCCAUUGUACGAUACCUUGGGUCCCGACGCUUGCGCGUUCAUCAUAAAUCAGGCUGACAUUAAUCUGGUGGUAUGUGAAGAUGACCAAAAGUGCAAUUUGCUCCUCGACAAAGCGCCGAGAUGUUUGCGGAAGCUGGUGGUGGUGAAGGAGACGCGGCCGGCGACGAAUCAACGGGCGAAAAACCGCGGCAUCGAGCUGUACAAGUUCGACGACAUUGAACGCCUCGGCGCGCAGAGGAACCAUCCGGAGCUGCCGCCGAAGCCGUCCGAUCUCUGCACGAUAUGCUACACUUCCGGCACCACUGGCAACCCGAAGGGCGUAAUGCUGUCACACCAGAACGUCAUGGCGUCUAAUUGCGCGGUGAUAAUGCAGCUGGGUGACCACGGGAUCACGUCCAAGGACAUAAUGAUCAGCUUCCUCCCGUUGGCGCACAUGCUGGAACGUUGCUGCGAGAACAGCAUGUACAUGAUGGGUGGUUCCGUCGGAUUCUACAGCGGUGACAUUAAGAAGCUGCCCGACGACAUGAAAGCCCUCCGGCCUACCGUCAUGCCGGCUGUGCCCAGGCUGCUGAAUCGUAUAUACGACAAGGUGCAAGCUGAACUGCAAAACUCGUUUCUGAAGAGGAUGAUCUUCAAUAUGGGUAUGCGAGCAAAGGAGACGGAGAUUAAGAAGAGCAUUGUGAGAAUGAACAGCAUAUGGGACAAGAUUGUAUUCAAGAAGAUCCAGGAAUCGAUGGGUGGCAGGCUGAGGCUAAUGCUUGUAGGUUCCGCGCCGCUGGCGGGAAACGUCCUCACGUUCACCAGGUGCGCCCUUGGCUGCGUCGUAGUCGAAGGCUACGGUCAGACAGAGUGCACCGCGCCAAUAACGCUUACCAUACAGGGCGAUCACGUGCCAGAACACGUGGGACCACCAGUGGCUUGCUGUUGCGUCAAACUCGUUGAUGUUCCGGAAAUGGAGUACUACGCGACGAACAACCAAGGUGAGGUGUGCGUCAAGGGUACUAAUGUCUUCAUGGGAUAUUACAAGGAUCCGGAAAAAACUGCCGAGGUGAUCGAUGAUCAGGGAUGGCAUCACACAGGAGACAUCGGCAUGUGGCAGCCUAAUGGAACGUUAAAGAUAAUCGACCGAAAGAAGCAUAUCUUCAAGCUAUCGCAAGGGGAAUAUAUCGUGCCGGAGAAAAUCGAAAACAUUUACAUACGCAGCCAAUAUGUACAACAAGUAUUCGUCCAUGGAGAAUCAUUGAAAUCUUGUAUUAUAGCAAUAGUAGUACCAGACGUAGAUGUAAUUAAGUGUUGGGCGGUGGAGAAUGGCAUACCUGGUACACUGAGCGUUCUGUGCGUCAAUCCAGAGGUAAAAAAGCUAAUCCUCGAUGACAUGUUAGCGUGGGGAAAAGAAGCUGGUCUGAAAUCCUUUGAACAGGUAAAGGAUAUUUAUCUCCAUCCAGACCCGUUCUCGGUACAAAAUGGGCUCUUAACACCAACGUUGAAAUCGAAACGGCCUCAACUGAAAGCGUACUUUAAACCACAGAUAGAGGAUCUCUAUCAACAAUUGGACUGACCAGACUGAGCGAUUGUGCUAUCGUUUGUCUGUACCAGCACUGAACGCAAAAGAAAGACGUUCGAUGGUAGAAAUGGAAGCAAAGCGCCUUUCCUCGCUGCUGUUCUCUCACCGAAGUCACUAUUGUCAUCGAAUAUUUGCGCGUUAACCCUCUCUCUCUAUCCCUCUCCCCUUUUCUCUCUCGCGCGCGCGCGAGAUACUUUUAUUAUAUUCUUAUUUUCACAGGUACAUUAGGGACGCAGAUAAAAAAAAAAGCACCAUUUAAGCUAAUUAUUAAGGUAAAUGAUAACAUAACAAGUAAUAAAAGGAGUUAUUAUUA